AUGGGCGACAAAUCUUCAACUCCGGCGCGCACCCCGGCAAGGACCCCAUCUACCGUUAAGAGAUCUGGACUGGCCUCGACGGGCAGGCAGUCGAGUAUUCUCGGAUUCUUCUCCAAGACUGCCGUUUCUGCGACUCCUACCAAUGCGACCUCAAAUGCCAAUUCCAAUGCCAAUAGCACUGUCACAGCUUCCAGUCCUGCUUCUGAUGCCACAGCAACACCUCGCCCUGGCCAAAAGGAAAAGUCCCCAGAAUGCCUGAAAGAAACCACAAAAUCCAACUCGAUUCUGCCGCCCAGACGGAGAAGGGGGCUUGACGAGACCCCAGUCCCUAGUAGUGACGCCGUUCUACCCCCUAGCUCCCAGGAAAACCCAGGCACUGCCUAUUCCAAGGAUGACGACACCAAGACCAUCAUGAUGCCCAGCAAGUCGUCAGACGACGACGGCGACGAUGUCUUUCUCUCAUUUUCAGGGAGACCAAAGAGCUCUCGUCAAUCACGCGCUCGAUCACGCCCCAAAGUCAUAGACGAAGACGACGAAGACGAUGCUUUCGAGAUGGAUGAGACCGUAGUCAACGAGGACGAAGAUGAUGAGAUGGCGGACUUUGUAGUCGAAGACGACGAAUCCGAUGAAGGCGCCUCAAAGUCCAAAAAGAGAAAACGACCGACAGCACGCCCGAGCGCCCCACGCAAAAAGUCAGCCAUGUCCUCUCUUCCUGGUCCUCGGCCAUCGACACGACAAGAGGAGGAUGACGAGGACGAGGAGAUGAUGGAUGAUGUUCCCAGAACCUCAACAGCCCUGAAAUGGAAGUAUGAUCCGGACAACAUUCAGCCAGCUGAGUCUCGAUCUGUCGCUCCUCGUACCGCACCAACAUCGUCGUCCGCCAAAACAAAGCCAAAGGCACACACGAGAGAGCCUGAGCAGAGAUACCCGUGGCUGGCCGAUAUUCAAGAUGCCAAUAGGAACCGGCCAGGACAUCCGGAUUACGACCCUGGCUCCGUCUAUGUGCCCCCAUCUGCGUGGAGGCAGUUUUCGCCGUUCGAGACGCAGUACUGGGAGAUCAAGAAGAACCUAUGGGACACCGUGGUCUUCUUCAAAAAGGGCAAGUUCUACGAGCUCUAUGAGAACGAUGCCACCAUUGGCCAUCAGCUCUUUGACCUCAAGCUCACCGAUCGUGUCAACAUGCGUAUGGUUGGUGUUCCCGAGAGCUCGCUGGAAAUGUGGGUCAAUCAGUUCGUCGCCAAAGGGUACAAGGUUGCCCGCGUCGACCAAAUGGAGUCUGCCUUGGGCAAGGAGAUGCGCGAGCGUGACACCAAGGCCAAAAAGGCGGACAAGAUUAUUCGCCGCGAGCUCGCUUGCAUUCUGACAGGUGGUACUCUGGUGGAUGGCAGUAUGCUUCAAGACGAUAACGCCGUCUAUUGUGCAGCCAUCAAAGAGUCUGUCAUCGACGAUAAGCCUGCAUUUGGCAUCGCCUUUGUAGACGCUGCUACUGGACAGUUCUUCAUCUCAGAGUUUGAGGACGAUGUUGAUCUUACCAAGUUUGAGACCUUUGUGGCUCAGACCUCCCCACGAGAGUUGAUCUUGGAGAAAUCACACCUGUCGACAAAGGCCCUACGGAUUCUCAAGAACAACACUGCUCCUACCACCAUCUGGAACUAUCUGAAAAUGGGAACCGAGUUUUGGGAGGCUGACACCACAAGGCGCGAACUUGACUGUAGCGGUUACUUUGUCUCUGGCGAAGGCCAGGAUGAGGUCUGGCCCGAGAAACUCAAAGAGGCCCGCGGCAAAGAUCUCUUAAUGUCCGCUCUCGGUGCUCUGACCCAGUAUCUGCGUAUGCUGAAGAUUGAGCGCAACUUGCUCUCCCAGGGCAACUUUGCCUGGUACAACCCCAUUCACCGGAACGGCACACUUAUUCUUGACGGCCAGUCUCUUAUCAACCUGGAAAUCUUUGCCAAUACAGCCAAUGGCGGCCCCGAGGGAACUUUGUUCCAUCUGCUAAACAGGUGCAUAACUCCCUUCGGAAAGCGACUCUUCCGGCAAUGGGUCUGCCAUCCUCUCUGCAACAUACAGAAGCUCAACGAGAGACUGGAUGCGGUCGACAUGCUUAACGACGACCGAAGCUUUCAAGAGCAAUUCUCGUCUCAGAUGAGCAAGAUGGCCGAUCUGGAGCGGUUGAUAUCCCGAAUUCAUGCUGGCGCUUGCAAGCCCGGGGACUUUGUCAAAGUUUUGGAAGGGUUUGAACGGAUUGACCGUACCAUGGAACUUCUCGAGGCCUUUGGUGGUGGUAAUGGGCUGGUCGACCGCCUCAUUGCAUCCAUGCCGAACCUCAAGGAACCCUUGGGGUACUGGAAGACUGCGUUCGAUAGGAAGAGGGCCCGCGAUGACAAGCUUCUUAUUCCUGAACAAGGCAUAGUAGAAGACUUUGACCGCAGCCAAGAAGAACUGGACCGGAUCAAGGGAGAGCUGCAGGAGCUUCUUGAGAGGCAAAAGACUGCUCUUAGGUGCAAGACCGCAAAGUUCACCGACGUUGGCAAAGAAGUCUACCAGAUUGAAGUUCCCAAGACAGUGAAGGUUCCUCCCAAAUGGCGCCAAAUGUCCGCAACUUCGGCGGUCAAGCGGUACUACUUCAAGGAGCUCGAGGAUCUUGUUCGUGAGCUUCAGGAAGCCGAAGAAACACAUUCUCAGAUCGUCAAGGAAGUCGCUUCGAAAUUCUUCAAGCGCUUCGAUCUCGAUUAUGAGACAUGGUUGCAGGCAAUUCGCAUCAUUUCGCAACUGGAUUGUCUCAUCAGUCUGGCCAAAGCGUCAUCGGCUCUUGGUCAACCUUGCUGCCGCCCAGUGUUUGUGGAUGAUGAGCGGACCGUUGUCGAGUUCAACGAACUACGCCAUCCUUGCAUGCUAAACACCGUUGACGAUUUUAUCCCGAAUGACAUCAAGCUGGGUGGUGAUGAGGCAAACAUUGACCUUCUUACCGGCGCAAAUGCGGCUGGCAAGUCCACAAUUCUUCGAAUGUCCUGCAUCGCUGUGAUUAUGGCCCAAAUCGGUUGUUACGUUCCUGCCAUGUCCGCCCGCCUGACACCCGUCGACCGCAUUAUGUCUCGUUUGGGCGCGAAUGACAACAUCUUUGCCGCGCAAUCCACAUUCUUUGUCGAGCUGUCCGAGACGAAGAAGAUCCUGUCAGAAGCCACUCCCCGUUCACUAGUUAUUCUUGACGAGCUUGGACGUGGCACAUCUUCAUAUGACGGUGUUGCCGUCGCCCAGGCAGUUCUGCACCACGUCGCAUCACACAUUGGUUGCGUCGGUUUCUUCGCCACACACUAUCACAGUCUUGCUACCGAGUUCGAGAAUCAUCCCGAGAUCCGUGCCAAGAGAAUGCAGAUUGAGGUGGACGAGGAGAACAAGAGAAUCACCUUUCUGUACAAGCUCGAGGACGGCGUCGCAGAAGGCUCAUUCGGUAUGCAUUGCGCAGCCAUGUGUGGUAUUCCCGACAAGGUGAUUCGAAGAUCCGAGGUUGCAGCAAAGGAGUGGGAGCAUACGAGCCGAUUGAAGGAGAGCCUGGACAGAGCAAAGACGGGCUGCUAUAUUCCGCUCGGAGUGCUGAGCGAUGUGGCCAGUCUGCUGAGGAGCGAAACUGGGAAGGAGCGGGAAGUCGGCGACAGGGGCGUGGAGGUUCUUUUGCGGGCUAUCGAGGCUCUUUGA
Molecule: messenger RNA, 3693 nt
Organism: Sordaria macrospora k-hell
Lineage: Eukaryota; Fungi; Ascomycota; Sordariomycetes; Sordariales; Sordariaceae
Source: RefSeq, a predicted model, not a curated record